Messenger RNA from Suillus clintonianus, 567 nucleotides. RefSeq lists its product as uncharacterized. The coding region runs from base 1 to 567 and encodes 188 amino acids. The transcript is spliced from 4 exons. NCBI's taxonomy places the organism in Eukaryota, Fungi, Basidiomycota, Agaricomycetes, Boletales, Suillaceae. The record is from RefSeq and is a predicted model, not a curated record.
AUGACCCUGCCGGUGUUCAUGCUGCCACACCAGGUGCCUGCGCAGUGUUGUGCACUGCAGCCUGCAUGUCCCCAGCCUGGAAAAAACAUGCCAGAUGACUGGCAAACCGCCCCACCCCACCUGAAGUCCGCAAGGAAAAAUGUGUCUUCAGACAAAGUUGACCCUGGUCUGAGUCGGGGCUGGUCAUAUUUUGUCGAAGAAUGUGGAUUCAAGUUGUUUAUGAAGGAUGCAGGAACACUGCCUCAAGAGGUAUGGGUUGAUGAUCUCCACCGGCACCUCUGCCUUCGAACACAUCUACAUAAGUGGAAAGAUGCUCAAAUUCAUGCUGUUAUCAUCAAGAACAUUGAAAUCAAUGUAUCUGUGGCUGCUGAGCACUAUCACAGAGCCUGGAACGCAUUAAGCACUCUUGCACCUUCCCUUGCCAGGUACACGUGGACGACAGAGCUGCCAAAGUUAGAGGAAGGGGACAUCCGAGGGAUAGGAGAUAGCACGUUUGGAGAGUCAAGCGGGAACCGCACCUUGUCGUGGAUAUGGAAAGUGCAAGGUGUAGCUACUGCAGGGAUGUAG